AUGACCCUCAACCGCUACGAGCAGCAGAUCGAAGACGAGUUCCAACGCGCGGCAAAGACGCCCGGGACGGCCGAGUACGUCAGUACCAAGCUCAGCGGACCGCAACAUUCGUGUCCACACGCGGACAAGACGAAGACGCGCGGGAUGCCGAAGAGACUAGGUUUUUUCCGCCAGACCGACGGCACCAUGACAUAUCUCGACACCGACAAGGUGUGCCAACGCUGCUACGACGACAUGACACCGGCCGGGUUCACGGUGUGGUCGACGGCGUACAAGCCGUCGGAGCGGCCAAUGACGCCGACGUCUCAGGCACGAUAUCGGAACGAGGGAGACCCAGACCGACUAGACCAUUGGGCCGCGGUCGCCAUGCCCACCAGCUCCGACUACUAUCCAGCCAUGUGGCAGGCGGGGACCGAGGACGAUGCCGACACCGAACCCAUCGUCGACCGGCGGCUCCCGAACAACGCAGAGGUGCGCGAGCUCUGGCGGCAGCUCCAGACCGACGGCAGGCCGUUCUAUGUCGACCAGCUGCAUCUGACCCAGCCGUGGGAUCCCAAUGCUCCGGACCAGAGAGCCGAGGACGCCCGCGUGGCUCGCGAGAACAGACUGGCCUACGAAAACGCCGCGAGGGGCUACGUGGAAACGGGCGUCGGGGGUGCCGGCUACAACAGUAUCGUCGAGCAGCGCAUCCUGCGAGAACGCGCCGUCGAAUUGCCCGCCCGGUUCGGCGAGAAUAGAAACACGGCCACGCACGACGAGACCGAAACCGAGACCGAGACCGAGUACAGGGACCGGGACCGUCCAGAGCUGACUGUGAGAGAAGAUCUUGCGGGAGUCGAAGUCCCGACCAACUGGCCGGAAAUGUACCGCAUGCCCUCGAAAGCGGAAAUCGACGCGGCCGAGUACGAAAUGACCGGGCGCAUCACCCAGCCGACGGACGAGGAGGCCAAUAGACGAUUCCACCUGGAGUAG
Capronia epimyces CBS 606.96 is the source of this 972-nucleotide messenger RNA. RefSeq lists its product as uncharacterized. The record is from RefSeq and is a predicted model, not a curated record. The transcript has 2 exons. The coding region runs from base 1 to 972 and encodes 323 amino acids. NCBI's taxonomy places the organism in Eukaryota, Fungi, Ascomycota, Eurotiomycetes, Chaetothyriales, Herpotrichiellaceae.